This is a messenger RNA of Cuscuta epithymum, 805 nucleotides long. Lineage: Eukaryota; Viridiplantae; Streptophyta; Magnoliopsida; Solanales; Convolvulaceae. The record is from the annotation of a GenBank genome assembly.
GUACACUUUAAUUUAUUUAUUCCCAAAAAAACGAGUCGCCAUUUCCUCUUCCCGAUAUGCCCUUCAUCGCACCAUCCAUCUGCUAUUCUCUUCUCUCUCUUCCAAUUCCCCUAAUUUGCCGUCUAUGCUAUACGACCAAGACUAUCACCUCAUCUGCAAGUGACGCUUGAUAUUUGCAAAAGUAUCGCAGCCGCAGUGAUGAAUUAAAGGAAGCUCAAGCACUUGAAAUUGCAAGAAUGUGGAAAUUGGUGAGCUUGAAACAAGCUGGGGAAACUCGUUGGAGCUCACAUUUCAGUUCUGUUUGCAGUUUGAUUAGGAUGUUUGCUGCAACUUGUUCUGUUUUAGAAGAUGUUGAAGAGAAUGGCAAUAACUAUUCUACUCGUGGAAAUGCAGCUAGAGAACUUAAGAAGAUUAAAUCUUUUGAUUUUGUUUUCUUGUUGCAUCUUAUUAAAGAAAUUAUGGGCAUUACAGAUCUUCUAUGUCAGCAUAUACAGAAGAAGUGCCAAGACAUAGUAAAUGCUAUGCAUUUGGUGUCAAGCACCAAAAUGUUGAUCCAAAAGUUAAGGGAGGGUGGAUGGGAUAACUUCUUAGAAAUUGUUAAAGAGUUUUGCACAAAGCAUGAAAUUGAAGAUCCUAAUAUGAAGUCUCCUUAUGCGGUAAAAUGCAAACGCCAUGAUCAAGAAGGGUUUGAUAUUGAACGUCACCAUCGGGUUGAUAUGUUUUACGCAGCCAUAGAUUCAUAAUUGUUGGAGCUGAAUAGCAGAUUCGGUGAACAGAUAAUGGAUCUUCUUACUCUUAGUGGUGC